This is a messenger RNA of Protopolystoma xenopodis, 693 nucleotides long. The record is from the annotation of a GenBank genome assembly. NCBI's taxonomy places the organism in Eukaryota, Metazoa, Platyhelminthes, Monogenea, Polystomatidea, Polystomatidae.
AGAUUAUGUGGCCGUCGGCAUUUUGACUUCUUAGCUUCCGCAGCCCUGAGCUACUGCUGUUCGCAAAUUGACUAUCUGCAAGCUCCAUCCACUUCAAGGAGUCUCAACAGGAGUCAGCAGGCAGCUGAAGCUGCUUUAACACUACCAUCGGAGGUAGUGUCUUACAACUCGCCUGAGCUUUGCAAGACCGUUAGAGACUACUUGAAAUCUAGGCUAAAGGAGCAAACUGGCCAACUUAGCAAUCUCCUUGCUUCAGAAGAUCAAUUCAGUGAUCUCGGUCUUGCUAGGCUUCUCGUACAUCUGUCAGGUCGUGUUACCAAACUUAGCGAUCUACUUGAUGUCAAAUCAGGUCUCCGUUUCCUUUGGCUCCGACCUAUCUGGAUUACCAACUUAUCAACCACUUCAGCUUUGUCUUCUUACCUAAAUGAUUUGCUUCUCUCGCGUGACUCAGAAAGAAUACAAGCUGCCCUAUUUCUAGAGACUUUGGCGCGUGAAAUAACGAAUUCAUCCUUAUCUUUGAAUAAUAAGUCUUCUGAAAACUUAAAUCUCUCCUGCAAGGACCUGGAUAUUCUGGAACCUUUGAGUGUUACUCGACUCAAAAUACUUGCUCGCAAGUGCAAUUUUCCACCGGAAAGAGCAAUGCAUCUUGUCCGCUUAGCCAUUUCAGGCAGAUUAAAAACUGAUUAUAAAUAA